Molecule: messenger RNA, 2170 nt
Organism: Owenia fusiformis
Lineage: Eukaryota; Metazoa; Annelida; Polychaeta; Sabellida; Oweniidae
Source: the annotation of a GenBank genome assembly
AUCUUCUUUCAGGAAAGAUGAUGGUGAACCUAUAUGAUAUAGUAUCUGAACUUGAAGGCUGGACUGAGGGUAAAGGGGUCUUGAUGUAUGGAUCCAACGGGUCAUUCUGCUCAGGUGGGGAUCUAGAAACAGUCAGUAAAAUACUGGAUCCUGAACUAGGUGGACAAAUGCGCGACUUUAUGCAAGACGUUACAAGAAGAUUACAUAACCUUCCUUUAGUCAGUUUAGCCCUUGUACAGGGCAAGGCAUUAGGGGGUGGAGCUGAACUGACUACUGCAUGCGAUUUUAGGCUGAUGACGGAAAGUGCAUGUAUAGGAUUUGUACAAAUCAAAAUGGGCGUGUCACCAGGAUGGGGUGGAGGUUCAAGAAUUGUGAAUUUAAUUGGUCGGAAAACUGCUUUAGAUUUAUUAACAUCAGGACGUUUAGUACUAGCAGAUGAAGCAAAAGAUUUACAACUAAGUGACGGUACUUUACCUGAAAAUGAUGCUUUAUUGAAAGCCUAUGAUUGGUUAGAACGAAGAACAAUUGGAUCUGUAGCUGCUAUACAUGCAGUAAAAUCAACAGUUAUUAUCGCAGAAAAUUCUAAUAUUGAGGAAUCUUUGCGUCAUGAACAGAAAGUGUUUAAGACAGUCUGGGGAAGUCCAGCUCAACAGGACGCACUGGGGAAAAACAUCAAACAUAAGUGAGGGUAUCAACUACUGUUGGCCGCUUUAAUUUGGCGAAUUGAUAAAAACUGCCCAAAUUAAGUCUCCCCUAAAUUUUUGAAAAAAAUCCUGGGACCCUCACUGUGUCGGGAUCACCUCAUUAUAUCGACGCGUAUUACACCGAAACCCAUUAUACCUACGCGCAUUAUACCGAAACCCAUUAUACCGCCGCGCAUUGUGCCAAAAACCAACAUAGGCCUACCAAUGCGCGUUGUACUGAAAUCUGUGCCAGUGGGACGGCACAUUGCCUUAAAAACCAUCAGUUUUAUGACGUGCACUUCUGUGUGGGACUAUAUCUUAACAGUGGGAAUUUCAAGUUUUUGUCAGUGUAGACAUAAAAAGUUGCGCUCCUCAUACUCGCGCUUUUUUCAAUAUUUUCAUUUGAAACUUGCAAGAACGGUGCUUUGAAUCUAGCUCUAUACUCUUUCAAAACGUCAAUUAGACACAUGAUUAUGUACAUGUAUGAUAGUCCACAGUAUCAUUAUAUAGGCAUAGAAUAAUAAAAGCGGAGCCUGAAAAGUCAAAUAUGGUGCUAUGUUGAAAAGCCAAGAGAAAUUCUACUGUAUCAGCAUAUAAAAUAGAUAGUUUAUAUAUUACUUUAUCAUACACCUUCGUUCAAAUUAUACAUGAUUUUUUCACUGAACAGACAAGUCUUGAAAAUUAAAAAUUCAUUUUUAUUUACUUCCACAAUAUUUCAACUUUAAACUUUUAUGAGACUGGAUGUUAAUCUGUCUUUUAUAUAUUCAUUAUCAAUUAAGAGUUUAUUGGGCAAAGACGUAUUUUCAGAUAAAGGUUAAUUUAAAAUCUUUAAACAUCUUACAUCUCAGUUGCGGCUAGAAAUUUUUUAACUGAUGCUAGGCGUUUCGGAUUGAGGGGUCGUCUCAACAAACUUAAUUCCAGUAAACCAUCAAUUUCUGUAUUUCAUAGAGGAUAAAGUCAUAAUUCUAUUAUUUAUGUUUGAUUAUGGUAAACCCUGUACUUCAUAAAAUAUAUUUAACUGUGGUAAAUUCUGUAUUCAAUGAAGUAAACAUUUAUUUAUACUGUAUUGUUUCAUUGGUAGAAAUAAAUAAUUGUGCUAUUAAAUAUAAAAUUUCACAUUUCUUAUUGAACUUGAUAAUUACUGUAUUUUCGAUCUUGUGCUGAUGGGGGCAAAAAAUUGUUGUCAUGGAGAGAGAGCAAGAUAUGUUGUCAUGGAGAUAGUAAGAAACGCAUUCAUUUGUUUUACUUUCUUUCCAAAUCCAAGUGUGAUUUUUAUCAAUGUGUGCCUCAAUGAUCCCAUUUAUUCUGAAGUUAUUUCAUUUUCUAACCAUUUCACAAACAUUUCUUUUCAUAUACUGUAAUACAUCUAAAUUGGCAUCAUUUCCAUGUUUAAAUUGCUUGUACAGUUUUUAGCUACUGAUAUUAUCUCUAUCAUCAGUUUUCAUUCCAGUUUAAAAUCACUGGUACACACCUUGUUACGCUGAGAC